CCCUCUCCAUCUCUCUGACCUCCUCACAAACAGUUGGCCCAACCACCAUCAAUAUCAUUCCUACUAUGACAACACAGGUGUUCUCUGCUAGUCAAGCACACAACGAACAGGUCUGCAGCACAUGGGGUAAUUACCAUUUCAAGACAUUUGAUGGAGACGUCUUCCAACUUCCGUCCAGCUGCAACUACAUCCUGGCCUCUCAGUGUAAGAGCAGCUAUGAGGAUUUCAACAUCCAAAUAAGGCGGAAGUUGGAGAACGGCCUGCCAACCAUCAGCAAGGUCACCAUGAUUUUGGAGGGUGCCAGAGUUGAGCUGACCACAGGCACUGUCAGUGUUUCGGACCAAAUUGUGACACUGCCAUAUGGGAAUUCAGGGAUUGUCAUCGAGAGAACAUCUUCUUACAUCAAAGUAAAGGCAAAACUGGGACUGUUACUCAUGUGGAAUGAAGAUGAUGCUGUUUUGGUUGAACUGGAUGCAAAGUAUAUAAAUCAAACCUGUGGUCUCUGUGGCGACUUCAAUGGAGUCCCAGUGUACAAUGAGUUCAUCAUGAAUGGAGAUACCCUGUCACCAUCUACAUAUGGAAACAUCUGGAAGAUGGAUGGACCAACGGAAACAUGCGAGGAACAGCCUUUGCAGGAAACACAAAAUUGUGGAGAUGAGAAUUUUUGCAGAAACAUGUUCUCAAGUGAUUCCUUCAGUGGCUGUCAGGAUGUGGUGGCAAUUGAUGCAUUCAUUCAAGUCUGCAUGGUGGACCUGUGCCACUGCAACACCUCUGCAUCCUUCUGCUUGUGUGGUACCCUGGCUGAGUACUCCCGCCAGUGUGUCCAUGCAGGAGGGAAGCCUGACCAGUGGAGAUCUAACUCUUUCUGUCCUAAGUCAUGUCCUCAAAACAUGGUGCACCAGGAGUGUGGAAGCCCAUGUGUGGACACUUGCUCAAACCCUGACAGAGGACAGGUGUGUGAGGAGCACUGUCUGGAUGGAUGCUUCUGCCCACCAGAUACUGUCUUGGAUGACAUCAACAAAACUGGAUGUAUACCACUAAGCCAGUGCUCAUGUGUUCACAAUGGAAAGAUAUAUGCAUCUGGAGAGAAUUACACCAGUAGCUGUAAAGAAUGCACCUGCAUCGGAGGUCAGUGGAGCUGUCUGGAGAACGACUGCCCAGGAACAUGCACAGUGGAGGGGGGUUCUCACAUCACCACCAUGGAUGGAAAAGCCUACACUUUCCAUGGGGACUGUUCCUAUGUCCUUUCUAAGGUGAGAGAGCAUUGCUAUGGGGAUGAAUUCACUGUUCUUGGAGAUCUCGUGAAGUGUGGUUUAACUGCCAGUGAGACCUGCCUAAAGACAGUGACUCUAGCUCUUUUUGGAGGGAUUACUGUGGUUAAAGUGGACCAAAGUGGAAGUGUUGAUGUGAACAGAAUAUACUCUCAGUUGCCACUAUAUACAGGAGAACUCAGCAUCUUCAAGCCAUCCUCCUUUUACAUUGUCAUUCAUACCAACAUUGGACUCAGUUUGGAAAUCCAACUUGUACCAAUCAUGCAGGUUUACAUCACUGCCAACCCCACAUUCCAGGGGCAGACAUGUGGACUGUGUGGGAACUUUAACAACAUGCAAGCUGAUGACUUCACAACCAUCAGUGGACUGAGAGAGGGCACUGCUGUGGACUUUGCCAACACCUGGAAGACAAGAGCUAGCUGUCCAGACGUGAAGAGAAGCUUUGAAAAUCCCUGCAGUUUGAGUGUUGAAAAUGAGCGGUAUGCCCAAUACUGGUGUUCCAUGCUGACUGAUCCGGCAGGAGUUUUUUCUCCGUGCCACUCAGAAAUCAGCCCAGGCAUCUACAAAACAAACUGCAUGUACGACAGCUGCAACUGUGAGAAGAGUGAGGACUGCAUGUGUGCUGCUCUCUCAUCCUAUGUGCAUGCAUGUGCAGCUAAAGGCAUCCAGCUGAACGGGUGGAGAGACACAACCUGCAACAAAUACACCAACUCCUGCCCAAGCAACACUGUCUACUCCUACAACAUGACAAGCUGUGGCCGUACCUGCCGUUCCCUCAACCAGAAUGAUUACUCGUGCCACAUUGACUUUGUGCCAGUAGACGGCUGUGGCUGUAAGGAAGACACCUACAUGAAUGAUCGAGGGGACUGUGUGGCUGCUACCAGCUGCCCUUGUUAUGAUGGCAACACUGUGAUACCAUCCGGAGAGGUCAUAAGUAAAGAUGGAACCACAUGCACAUGCAAACAAGGACAACUGCAUUGCAUUGGUAAACUGCAAGCCAUGUUAAUAACAUGUCCUGAGCCCAUGGUGUACUUCAACUGCUCCAGUGCUGGCCCUGGAGCCAAAGGUUCAGAGUGCCAAAAGAGCUGCAACACUCUGGACAUGGCCUGUAUAAGCACAGAAUGUGUGUCGGGAUGCAUGUGUCCCUCUGGCCUUGUCACCGAUGGAAAAGGAGGAUGUAUUAGCGAGGAUGAUUGCCCCUGCACCCAUAAUAGUGUUCUAUACCAGCCUGGAGAGACUAUCAAGGUUGACUGCAAUACCUGUGUUUGUAAGGACAGAAAAUGGCAGUGCACUUUCAACCAGUGCCACGGCACUUGUACCGUCUAUGGGGAUGGACAUUACAUCACUUUUGAUGAAAAACUGUACACGUUCAGUGGAGGCUGUGAAUACAUUCUUGCCCAGGAUUUCUGUUCCAACAACAAAGACAAUGGCACAUUCAGAGUCAUCACUGAGAAUAUCCCAUGUGGAACAACAGGCACCACCUGUUCAAAAUCCAUCAAGAUUUUCUUGGGUAACACUGAGCUGAUUCUGACGGACGGGAGUUACCAGGUGGUCCAAAGAGACUCAGGAGAGCAAAUACCCUACAAAACCCGCAUUAUGGGAAUCUACCUGGUUAUUGAAGCCGAUAAUGGCCUUAUUCUUAUAUGGGACAAGAAAACAAGCAUGUUUAUAAGGCUCAGUCCAGAAUUUAAUGGUCGCGUCUGUGGUCUGUGUGGAAACUACGAUGGUAACACCAACAAUGACUUCACCACAAGAAGCCAAGAAGUCGUUAUUGAUGCCCAGACAUUUGGUAACAGCUGGACGUUCUCUUCAAGCUGUCCAGAAUCAAUGGUUGCUGUGAGCCCGAUGCUUGCUGCGAGCCAAGUGCUUGCUGUGAGCUCAGCGGCUGCUGUGAGCCCAUGCGCUAAUAAUCCCUACCGGCAGUCCUGGGCUCAAAGACAGUGUAGCAUCAUCACAGGCACGGUCUUCUCCUCCUGCCACUCUCAGGUGGAUCCCUCGACUUACUAUGAUGCUUGCGUGAGUGACUCAUGUGCCUGUGAUACUGGUGGAGACUGUGAGUGUUUCUGCACUGCAGUGGCCGCUUAUGCAGCCGCUUGUAAUGAAGCUGGAGCCUGUGUAGCCUGGAGAACCCCAAAGAUCUGCCCUCUCUUCUGUGAUUACUACAACCCACCUGGUGAGUGUGAGUGGCACUACAAACCCUGUGGAGCUCCAUGCAUGAAGACCUGCAGGAAUCCCACUGGGCAGUGCUCUCAACAGAUACCAGCGCUUGAGGGUUGUUAUCCUCAAUGCCCCUCUGAUCAGCCAUACUUGGAUGAAGAUCAGAUGAAGUGUGUGGAGAGAGAGGCAUGUGGCUGUUAUGUUGGAGAGAUUCAAUUCAGCUACGGACAGAGUGUACCCACCAAUGAGUCCUGUCAGACAUGCUAUUGUUCAUCAACUGGAGUUCAGUGCCACUACGAUGUCAAUGCAUGCAUUUGCACAGUAAAUGGCCAGGAAUACCACUAUGGAUCAGUUCUCUACAAUACAACAGACGGGCUAGGUGGUUGUAUAACAGCCAUUUGCGGUGUAAACGGAACAAUUGAAAGGUGA
This is a messenger RNA of Alosa sapidissima (American shad), 3857 nucleotides long. Its product is annotated as mucin-5AC-like. Lineage: Eukaryota; Metazoa; Chordata; Actinopteri; Clupeiformes; Clupeidae. The transcript has 30 exons. Gene Ontology annotation, cellular component: extracellular matrix. The record is from RefSeq and is a predicted model, not a curated record. Bases 66 to 3857 code for a protein of 1263 amino acids. Gene Ontology annotation, molecular function: protein binding.